GGCAGAAAGGGAGAAAAGUCAGAAAAGAAAGCAAGGAGGACCACGGGGCGCACACACACACACACACACACACCCAGGCUCGUCUACACACUGGUGUCCACGAUGAAAGGCACACACUUCAGCGCUGGUCUCAUCCUGCUCCUCGUCCUCGUCCAGAGCAGCCUGGAGCUCCCGCUACAUGACGACACCACCAGCUCAGAGACGAACACGAGUCUCCUGGACGAGAGGAAAGACAUGAUGCGGGUGAGGAGACAUUCAGAAGGAACGUUCUCAAACGAUUACAGUAAAUACCUGGAGACGCGACGAGCGCAGGACUUCGUCCAGUGGCUCAUGAACUCCAAGAGGAGCGGAGGCCCGGCGCGACGCCACGCUGACGGCACCUACACCAGCGACGUCAGCACGUACCUGCAGGACCAGGCCGCUAAAGACUUCAUCACCUGGCUGAAAAGUGGCCAGCCCAAACCAGAUGCCUUGGAGAUGAGGAGUGUGGACUCGAUGAGCAGGAGGCACGUAGACGGGAGCUUCACCAGCGAUGUCAACAAGGUGCUGGACAGCAUUGCUGCCAAGGAUUACCUCCAGUGGGUCAUGAGCUCUCAGUCGUCAGCCAGCGGAAAACGACACUGAGGACAACGGGGGACGUCCGAGUGCUUCCCUUUCCCCAAUCCCCCCGGAGCGAACGGUUAUGUUCUUCACCCUGAGAAUCAGCAGAUCAUGGAAAAGCCAUAGUCCUUCAUAACCAGAGCUGAAACACCACAGGAAAUCCAAAGCCAUACAUUUAUUUAAUGUUCAGUCGUUUCUACUGUGAUUAUUUAUUUGCUAGUGAUUUGUUCAACACCUUUAAAAAGUCAAGGAUAUUAAAAUAAAGGGAAUAUUUUUCUAUAGAUAUAGAUAUAUAGAUGUUUUUCAUGUUUAAAUAUUUAUACAAAAUGGUUCUCUCAGGGGAAAUGUUCCAACUCUCAGGUUCUGUGAGUGUGAGUGGAAAUGACGUAUGAAAAAAAUAAAAACACUCAUGAAAAAUAAAUAUAUAAAAUAAUAAAAAAAAUUCAUGUUCAAUAAA
Messenger RNA from Silurus meridionalis, 1057 nucleotides. It is a transcript of the gene gcga, whose product is annotated as glucagon a. Gene Ontology annotation, biological process: response to starvation. The record is from RefSeq and is a predicted model, not a curated record. Gene Ontology annotation, cellular component: extracellular region. Gene Ontology annotation, molecular function: glucagon receptor binding; hormone activity. The transcript has 6 exons. NCBI's taxonomy places the organism in Eukaryota, Metazoa, Chordata, Actinopteri, Siluriformes, Siluridae. Bases 103 to 624 code for a protein of 173 amino acids.